Purpureocillium lilacinum is the source of this 846-nucleotide messenger RNA. RefSeq lists its product as uncharacterized. NCBI's taxonomy places the organism in Eukaryota, Fungi, Ascomycota, Sordariomycetes, Hypocreales, Ophiocordycipitaceae. The record is from RefSeq and is a predicted model, not a curated record.
AUGACCUUUCAAACCACAUUCAGGGUGGUUGAAGUUCAACCAGACGUGAAGCUUCGUGCGGAGAUUUCUUUCCCGGCCGAGGCCACGCCCGAGGACGCCCUCACCGACACCACUCUCGUUCUCCUUCACUUCUGGGGAGGAUCGUCGUCGACGUGGGCGCAAGUCCGCUCUCUUCUUGCUCCAAAAUACCCCGUUGUCGCUCUGGAUUUCCGGGGCUGGGGUCAAUCCACAGGCCCCGACGACGAGUCUGCGUACUCGAUUGCGCACCUCGCCGACGACGUCGAGCUCGUCAUUCGCGCGCUGGGAUUGAGAUCUUUCGUCCUCAUGGGCCACUCCAUGGGCGCCAAGGUUGCCCAACUGGUGGGGGGCAGGAAACACGCCGAUGGGCUACUGGGCCUUGUUCUUGUCUCGCCAACGCCGCCAUCGCCGCUGGAGCUCCCGCCCGAGAUGCGCGAGCAGCAGGUGCACGCAUACGACACCCCAGAGAGCGCCGAGUUCGUCACGCGAAAUGUUCUCACGGCUUCUCCGCUUCAACAGGGCACCGUCGACCGCGUCGUCACAGAUAUGCUCAAGGGAAACAACCACGCCAAGGCAGCUUGGCCUGCUUAUGGCAUGGGUAGCGACAUUGUGGCUGAAGCGAAGAGGAUUGACGUUCCGACGUUGGUGGUAGGCGCUGAGGGCGACGUCGUGGAACCAGUCGCAAGAAUCGAGCGGGAAGUCCGCGGAGUCAUUUCUCACUCUGAGCUGGUGAUUGCUCCUGAUUCUGGUCACCUUGUACCAAUUGAGGCUCCGGAAGAGCUUGGGAAGGCUACCUCGAAGUUUCUCAAGGGGUUGGGGCAUCGCUGA